Molecule: messenger RNA, 1701 nt
Organism: Lycium ferocissimum
Lineage: Eukaryota; Viridiplantae; Streptophyta; Magnoliopsida; Solanales; Solanaceae
Product: protein trichome birefringence-like 8
Exons: 4
Coding region: 295-1590 (431 amino acids)
Cellular component (GO): Golgi apparatus
Molecular function (GO): O-acetyltransferase activity
Source: RefSeq, a predicted model, not a curated record
CAUAUUAGUCUGUGUCUAACAAGAAAUUUUCCUUAAUUAAGGUAUCCAAAAAAAUCGUACACAAGGAGUCUUCUUGUACGUAUUUAGCCACUAAUUUCAAUAAGAGCUUUAUUAUUAUUUCUUCUUUUUCUUAGACAAAUUCAUUAUCCGUACAUAGUAUUAAAUUAAUUUCCAACAAAAUCUUUAUAUCUUUCUUCUUUAAUUUCCCCGUAUUCACUCAUCCUUCUUUUAUAGCUUUUGAGAACCCCUAUAAUUCUACAAACAAAACAUACCUUUUUAAUUUUUCCUCUUCUCAUGGAUCUCCAGCCAGUUUCUCCUCAUCAACAACAAAACACAACCAACAACAAUAAUAAACUCUUCUUCUUUUUUCCCUUAAAAUUUGCAAACAAAGAUAUCCCUCAUGCAUUAUUUUUUCUCUUUUUAUUUUUCUCUUCCAUUUUUUUCUACAAUUUACUAAGCCCACUUGACCCUCAGUCUCUUCUUGGCAUUAGUAUUUUGUCCAAAAUAUUACCCAAAAAUUCUGAAAAUUCUUCAAAAGCUUGUGAUUAUUCUUAUGGAAAGUGGGUUUGGGAUGAAAGUUAUGCUCUUGAUCAAUAUAAUGAGAAUUGUCCGUUCUUGGAUCCCGGUUUUCGAUGCCGGCAAAGUGGUCGCAGGGAUGUAGAUUACCGGAAGUGGCGAUGGCAACCUCACGGUUGUGAUCUUCCAAGGUUCAAUGCAAAGGAUUUCCUCGAACGGAGUCGGAAUGGUCGAAUAGUUUUUGCUGGAGAUUCAAUUGGAAGAAACCAAUGGGAGUCAAUGAUAUGCAUGCUAGCACAAGGAGUAACUAACAUAUCCACCAUAUAUGAAGAAUUUGGAAACCCCAUAACCAAACAUAGGGGUUUUCUCUCUAUGAAAUUUCACGAGUACAACCUUACUGUCGAAUAUUACAGAGUUCCUUUCCUAGUAGUCGUCGAUCGACCUCCGGCGAAUGCAUCGAAAGAAGUGCGAGGGGUGAUCAGACUCGAUAAGUUGCACUGGUAUUUCACAAAGUGGAUUGAUGCAGAUAUCCUUAUAUUCAAUGAUGGACAUUGGUGGAAUGAGGACAAGACUGUAAACAUGGGCAUCCAUUUCCAAGAAGGAACAACAGUGAACAUGACCAUGAAUGUCGUGGAAGCUUUUCAAAGAUCAUUGAAUACGUGGGCAUCGUGGGUGAUUCAAAAUACCAAGCCUGACAAGAGUCACAUCUUCUUCCGCAGCUUUUCACCAGUACACUACAGGGAUGGAGCGUGGAAUGCAGGUGGUCAUUGCCACACAAGUACCGCACCAGAAACGGACUAUACCAAGCUGGAGAAAGAGCCAAUCAACAAUAUAUUCAUUUCUGAGGUAGUCGCACAAAUGCAAAAUACAAGAAGAAAUAUGACCUUCCUAAACAUCACAUAUCUAAGUGAGUACAGGAAAGAUGGCCACCCUUCAGAACAUCGUGAACCCGGCACCCCGGUUGGUGCACCGCAAGACUGCAGCCACUGGUGCCUCCCGGGAGUGCCAGACACUUGGAAUGAACUUCUUUAUGCCCAUCUACUGUUGAAUGGAUUUAGAACCAAGUUGAAAUGAAUUUGAUGGUAGCACAAUAUGACUAGCUGUUUUCGUAUGCUUUGACCUGGGCUAUUCAUCAGCCUUUUCAGUUGGAUUCACCUCAGUUUCCAUUUCCUUGACUUUCUCAAG